AUGGUUAAUAAAUUCCCUGAACUGGACGGUUUAAUGGAUGGGCCUUUCGCUGUGCGAGAAGGUCAUGGAGGAGGGAUCCCAGGUAAGAAAGUGACAGACUUUUACUCCAAGGUCAGCGUAGGAUACCAUUUGGAUGUUAAUGUAGUUUAUCCUUCUUUAUUUACCAGCUUGGUUCUCACACCGGAGGAAUAGAAACCUCAGGUCCCUUGAUGCUCACACUGGUACUGAGCCCUCUGAGCUUCCUGAUGUCCAGAGGAAUCAAUACUCUGUGUCCAGCCGAUUGGCAGGUAGGUUCCCGCCCGUGAAGAUGACAGAAACACGUAAGAAAGUGACAGACUUUGAAUUAGCGUAGAACAGUAUUGUUUGUAGUGUAUACUAUUUUAUUUUGUGUAAGUUGUUGUAGUCAGGCUGCAGUCUAAGAAACUCAAAAGAAACAGAACAAAACCAAAACAAAGCAUGAAUGCCAGAACUGAUAGGCUGAGUGGUUAAAUUCAAGGUUAGCUUUGGUCGUCUUACUUACAAACAGUAAACUGGUCAAACAGGACUUGUACUGGACUAGUACUGGACCAGUACAGUAUAGACACUGUCCUGAGGUUGCGAAACUUAAAUGUCUCAAUAUUUGUGAGUAAAACAUCAACAGUAAAUGGUAAGAAAGUGACAGACUUCAACAUACACUCCAGAUUCAGGGUAGGAUGCUAAUUGAACUUUGUUUUUGUGUAUCCUUUGUUAUUUACCAGAAAAUCCCCAAAAUGUGCCGAUAAUACUCCCACAACCUCGUCCUGCUCUCCUUGCUAAUGAAUUCCCUGAACUGGCUGGUUUAGAGGAUGGGUCUUCCUCUGUAAGGAAGAUUCACAGAUCGUGGUACCGAAGUAAGAAAGUGACAGACUUUUAUGUACAUUUUAAGGUCAGCGUAAGAUACCAUCUGAACGGUAAUGUGGCGUAUCCUUCUUUAUUGAGCAGACAAGUUUAGAAGAAUAAAGGAAAGUCACCUCAAAUCCGAUGAUGCUCACACUGGUAAUGAGAUCAUUGAGCUUCCUGAUGUCCAGGAGAAUCAAAAAUCUCCGUCGAGCUCAUUGGAGACAACAGAAACAGGUAAGAAAUUGACGGACUUUGAAUCAGUGUCACAUUUCAAGGCUAUGGUUUUAAUUACUUUAAUGUUGGCUUAAAUAAUAUAUUACCUGAUAUCUUAUGAUUGUACUUACCUUUGUUGGAUUCAAAGUGCAUGCAUUGUCAGAUAUAUAUGCACAGACCUGAAUUCAUAUAUUAUUUAUAGACCUGAAUUCAUUUAUUACCUCUGGCAUCUUUUUUUAUCUGAUGAUUUGUUACUCUGAAAUAUAGUCUGAUGUGUGUCCAAAUAUUUAUUUUUUCAACUUAAUACUCUAGAAAUUUGUCACAAGAAGAUAAUUGUCUCAAUAUUUGUGAGUAAAAUAUCAAAAGUAACUGGUGAGAAGGGACAGACUUUUACGUACACUCCAAGGUCAGUGUAGGAAUGCCAAAUGAACUGUAUUGUAGUGUAUCCUUCUUUACUGAGCAGACAAUAACAGGGAUCUGGGGAUAGAAACCCACCGUUUUCAUGAUGUUCUCACUGAAAAUGAAUUGUCUGAGCUUCCAGAUGUGAAGAAGGAACGUCAAGUGAUAACCAUAAUACAAGAACCAAAAGGUAAGAAAGUGACAGACUUUUACGUUCACUCCAAGGUCAGUGUAGGAUGCCAUUUGAACUGUACUGUGGCGUAUCCUUCUUUAUUUACCAGAUUGGAUCGGAAAUGUGAUGACUAGAGGCCGCGGUGUCGGUAAACAUUACAUUUGUAAAAAGAUCCCUGAGCUUCGCUGUGUCAAGAAGAAUCUAGACUUUCUGUCGAGCUCAAUGGAGAAAAAAAAACAAGGUAAGAAAGUGACGGACUUUGAGUGGUUACAUGUAAUCCCAUAUCCAGACCGACAACGCCUCACAUUAACUUUUAGACAGCUGAUAAUUUGGAUAUUAUUAUGUGUCUUGUGUUACUCUACUGUAUGUGAACAAACAACGUGUUUGAAAAGUUUGGAUUUAUGCAGGUUUACUCGUCUUUAGUUCUACUUUUCUUUGCUGUUACCUUCAGACAGAGUUAGCAGUUAUAGUUCUGUUGAGGGUCCAGGUGGAUCAGGGAUAGACCAUGAGGUUUUUCUGUGUAAAUGAUAAAUCCAUAACUAGGAAGUAUUUCUCAUCUAUACUAUUAGAUAAACAGUCAGGAGUCUGUCUGAUGUGUGCGUGCUUGCGUGUGUGUGUGUGUAUUUGUGUGUUCCCUCUGCACUGUGAUUGGGCAGCUCCCUCCUGAACUGGCUCCUACCUCCACCUUCACACCUGUACUGAAUCACAGUAAUCAGUGUUUACAGCCCUGCUGUGAGUUUUCUUGAGUAUCCUUCUUUGUGUGUUUAAUCUGUGACUAAUUUUGCUGUCCUGCGUCUCUUCCAGUGCCUCCAUGAGCCCCCCGGUGCUGCAGCCCAAUCCCUGCCACACUCUCUCCUCUGGUUCCCUCUUGAAUCCCUCCCCUUUACCUGAUUCCCUUCAAUAAAUUCACUUAUCUGCUUUAUCUGCCUCUGUGUGCUUUUGGAUUUAAAUUAAAACACCCGGUUUUUCAAAUCGUAGCAUAUAUUAGAAGGUUCAGGUGUGUUGUAAAUGGAUCAAGUGAGCAGGAUGUGAUAACAAACAGUACAAGAGAGCCGUAUUUGUACAUGAAGGAGUUUAUUUUAGUGCAGACAAACGCUCAGGCCAAAUAAAACACCAGAACAUUCGUAGUAGAAGUCAAACAUGAAGAUCUGUUGAUCACAUGCUGGUCUGGGUUUUUUAUGCACAUACACUUGUUUGCUUUAAGUGUCUUGUGAGUUGAAAUGAUGCUAACACACUCUAGAUGAUAACUGCAGGAGCUGAGUGAGCUGAAGCCAAACCUUUGUAAAGUUUCUCUCUUCCUGUUGUUUCAGGAGGGUUUACGUUCAUUCACAUCAUUAAAUAUUGUCCAGGAGCAAAAACAGAAACCAGUGAGGGGAUUUUGAAAUAUGAAUACAUAUUUAACAUGAUUUAUACAUGCUGAUAUCUGCUGUGUGCGAUCCUGAUACACUGAUGUAAGUGUUAGCUGCACAGAUGUUUGAGAUAAUUAACAGAUAGAUAGAAAUCUGAUAGCUGAAGUUAUGGAGAGAGUUGACACUGAAACUUCUGCAAACUGGUGCAUCUCAGAAUUUCAUGGCAAAAAGAGAAAAGAUCCUGAAGCAAACAGUCAAUUCACCUUUUUACAUACAGUGAAAAAAUAAUAUUUACAGUACUUACAUUCCUGAAUAUACUGUCUGCUCCAGGAUCUUUUACCUCUCUGCUUAUAGAGUCUUCUGCAUCAAUUCAAGAUUCAAGCUUUUAUUUGUCAGUUUCUGCCAUAUAAGAGUACAUACACACACGUAUAAAGCUCCAUCUGCUCCUUGAAGUUGAAACAUUAUUGUCGUGUCUUUUGAGGCUAAUCUGUGGUAACACUGUGUGUUAAAUUCAUUAUUCUGUUCAACACGUCGUUUUAUUCUAUUGUUUUGAUUUUGAAAAUAUGUCUAAACAGGAUUGGGGGGUGGAGGGUGUUCUGUGUGUUUGAGGUGUGUGUUUUGUGUUUGUGUUAUUAUUGUUAACUAAUAAGGUGUCAUUAAAAAAAAAUCCUGAGCUGCCAAUCGAUGUGUGAAUGUUUGAACUGUCAGGAAAGUAAUGAUGACCCACCCACUCUGCAAAUAAACUCUUAUGACUAAAUCCUGUCUGAUUGAACAAACACAGAGUCACUAAUUAAUAUACAUAUAUAUAUUAGAGGGUUUGCUUUUCUUUGCUGCUGUUUUUGUAUUGAAUGUAAAAACAGCAAAGGAAAACUUUUUCUAGACAUGACAGGUGUCAAAAUUUACAGGUGAGAUCACACAAUGCAACUCUUUCUUAAGCCCAAACUGGCCUCUAUAUAAACUCAUAACUAUUGACAACUUUACCAUCUUGACCAUUACUGUCUGCUGUUAAGUUUGCUCUACAGUCUGACUGCUCUGCCUCCAGAGGGAAAACUGCCUUCAGCCUAUUCCAUCAACACCAAGGUAAAUCAGAUUUUUAAAGAUUUAUCUAAAUGAAAUAAGAAAGUUGAUGCUGGUGUUAUCUAUGAAAGGUUAGAGACAGAUCUGUUGCUGCUUUGGAUCAUUUAGUUGGAUCGCAUAUGUAUUAUUCUGAUUUGCUCUAGCUUAAAAAUAAAAACAUAUUUUGUGCAAAAAAAGGCCAACAAGUAUUUGUCAAGUUUCUUCUUAGAUGUUCUGUCUUUAGGCAGUGAAAGCAGCUCUCAAACUACGCUUUGAUGGUUUUUACUCUGUAACUGUGAUCUCUAUUGUGUCUUAUUUUGCAGGUUUCUCCUUUGCUGUUUCAUUGAAGAUGAGGAGGCCACAGUUGUUACCCCUAUGUGCCCUCCUUGUUGUCCUGUUUGUGGGAUUCCUCCCAAACCUCCAUGCUCAAGGAAGUAAGUUUAACCAAGUUCAUUUUUCCUUCAGUGAGCAGGUUGUUUCCACUUUGCAGAUGAUGUAUCUGUUUUUUUAGCAAUACUUAGUGGUAAAUAUAUUUAUUCUUCUAUCACGUCAGUAAUAUCGAAUCAUAAAAAGUGGAAAGUUAAUUUUAAAAAAAGACUCAGGGUUAAUAAAAACAGAACCAUAAAGAGGACUAGUACUGGACCAGUGCAAUAUAGACAAUUUCCUGAGGUUGCGAAAAUUAAAUUGUCUCAAUAUUUGAGUAAAACAUCAACAGGUAAUCGUAAGAAAGUGACAGACUUCAACAUACACUCCAGAUUCAGGAUAGGAUGCUAAUUGAACUGUUUUUUUUGUGUAUCCUUUGUUAUUUACCAAAAAAUACUCAAAACCUGUCGAUGAAACUCCAACAUUGUCGUCCUGCUCUCCUUAUUAAUGAAUUCCCUGAACUGGCAGGUUUAAUGGAUGGGCCUCUCACUGUAUGGAAAGGUCAUGGAGGGAGGUUCCCAGGUUAGAAAGUGACAGAAUUUUACUCUAAAGUCAGCUUUGGAUACCAUUUGAACGGUAAUGUAGCGUAUCCUUCUUUAUUUACCAGCUUGGACCGUAACCCGGAAGAAUAGAAACCGCAGGUCCCUUGAUGCUCACACUGGUACUGAGCCCUCUGAGCUUCCCGAUAUUCAGAGGAAUCAAAACUCUGUGUCCAGCCGAUUGGCAGGUAGGUUCCCGCCCGUGAAGAUGACAGAAACAGGUAAGAAAGUGACAAACAUUGAAUUAGCGUAGGACAGUAUUGUAGUGUAUACUAUUUUAUCUUGUGUAAGUUGUUGUAGUCAGGCUGCAGUCUAAGAAACUCAAAAGAAACAGAACAAAACCAAAACAAAGCAUGUGUGCCAGAACUGAUAGGCUGAGUGGUUAAAUGUAAGGUUAGCUUUGGUCGUCUUACUUACAAACAGUAAACUUUUUUAAUAUUUAAUGUUUUAAUAUUUAACUGUUUUAUUUUACUGUUUUCAUGCCUCUGUUUUAUUAUCUUGGGUUUUAUAUUCCAUGUAAAGCGUCUUUGAGUGUUUUUAAAAGUGCUGUACAAAUAAAAUGAAUUAUUAUUAUUAUUAUUAUUAUUAUUAUUAAACUGGUUAAAGAGGACUAGUACCAGACCAGUACAGUAUAGAAACUGUCCUGAGGUUGCAAAACUAAAAUGUCUCAAUAUUUGUGAGUAAAACAUCAACAGUAAAUGGUAAGAAAGUGACAGACUUCAACAUACACUCCACAUUCAGGAUAGGAUGCUAAUUGAACUGUGUUUUUACGUAUCCUUUGUUAUUUACCGGAAAAUCCCCAAAAUGUGCCGAUGAAACUCCAACAUCGUCGUCCUGUUCUCCUUAUUAAUGAAUUCCCUGAACUGGUCAGUUUAGUGGAUGGGUCUUUUUCUGCAAGGAAGAGACGUAGCGUGGGGAUCCCAGGUAAGAAGGUGACAGACUUUUAUGUACACUCCGAGGUCAGCAUAUACCAUUUGAACGGUAAUGUAGUUUAUCCUUCUUUCUUUACCAGAUUGGCUCGUAUACUUCAAGAAUAGAAACAGCAGGUCCCUUGAUGCUCACACUGGUAAAGAAUUCCUAUUAAUUCCUACAGUAUUGUAGUGUAUACUGUUUUAUUUUGUGUAAGCUGUUGUAGUCAGGCUGAAGUCUUAGAAACCCAAAAUAAAAAAAGUCCAAAAGCAGGUGCACCAGAACUGAUUGGCUGAGUGGUCAAACUCAAGGUUAGCUUUGGUCAUCUGACUAUCAGACAGGAAAUUGGUUACACAAAGCUGAAUAUAUCUCAAAACUUUUGUCCCCUAGAGGAGAGACAUCUGACUGGAAGAGAUGUUGUGUUCUUGUUGGAUGGAACUGAUGACACUAUAACUAGCUUCCCAACUGUGCGAGACUUUGUCCAAAGAGUUGUGGAGAGACUCCUUUUUGAUAACAACAAAUAUCGUGUCUCAGUGGUUCAGUACAGCAGAGACCCAACUGUCCAAUUCUAUCUGAACACGUACACCACAAAAGAAGACAUCAUUGAAGCUGUCAGAAGGUUAACACACAAAGGUGGAGAAACCCGCAACACUGGAGCAGCUCUCCAGUACUUGAGGCAAAAUGUCUUCACGGCCUCUGCUGGAACCAGGCUCCAGGAAGGAGUUCAGCAGGUCGUCAUUUUGAUAAGUGGUGGAAGGUCCUCUGACAAUGUGGAUGUGCCAACCUCUGCUCUCAAACAGAUGGGUGUCUUGACCUUUGAAAUUAGAAUCUGGAGCUUUUAUGCUUUUGGGACCCAGUCAUUCACUUUUGUGCACCAUAUUGCACAUUGAGUUUUUGCUUGUAUCUCUUAAAUAAUACAUGCCACUCUGUUAAGUCCUGAUGUUCCUUAGAGAGGACAACCGCAGCUUUAAAAUGAUGUGACAUGUGUGGGGGUGUGGCCUUGGUAACUGUUCUUUUCCUGUAUUUCAAAAUGGCUGGUAUCCCCACAAACACAUUUUCUAGAAAACAGAAAGGUAACCAAGAUAUUUAUAUUUAUUUAUUUAUUUUGUAUUAAUUUUCCAAUAUAAACAUCUAAUAAGAAAUUUGAGUAAGUUUUCAGAACUAAGCUUAUUUAGUUUUACAGGGAAAAUUACCAGUUUAUUAGUGUAUACUGUAGUGCACAUGAGGACUUUGUACUUCAGUUUAUUUCACUUUUUUCUAGUUGACAGAUCUUUGACAGAAUUCCUGAAAUCUUUGUGUGUGUUGAAACAUUAUUGUUGUGUCUUUAUAGGCUAAUCUGUGGUAACGCUGUGUGUGAAGUUCAUAAUCCUGUUCAACACGUUGUUUUAUUCAAUUGUUUUGAUUUUGAAAAUAUGUCUAAACAGGAUUGGGGGGUGGAGGGAAAGGGGCGGGUGUUCUGUGUGUUUGAGGUGUGUGUUUUGUGUUAUUAUUGUUUAAAACUAAUAAGAUGUCAUUAAUAAAAAAUCCUGAGUUGCCAAUCGAUGUGUGAAUGUUUGAACUGUCAGGAAGUAAUGAUGACCCACCCACUCUGCAAAUAAAGUUACAUAACUAUACCCUGUCUGAUUGAACAAACACAGAGUCACUAAUUAAUAUACAUAUAUAUAUUAGAGGGUUUGCUUUUCUUUGCUGCUGUUUUUGUAUUGAAUGUAAAAACAGCAAAGGAAAACUUUUUCUCCACAUGACAGGUGUCACAUGUUAAUUUACAGGUGAGAUCACACAAUGCAACUCUUUGUUAUAGGAUCCAUGUGACUGGAGGCUUAAGCCCAAACUGGCCUCUAUAUAAACUCAUAACUGCUAACAACUUUACCAUCUUGACCAUUACUGUCUGCUGUUAAGUUUGCUCUACAGUCUGACUGCUCUGCCUCCAGAGGGAAAACUGCCUUCAGCCUAUUCCAUCAACACCAAGGUAAAUCAAAUUUUUAAAGAUUUAUCUCAAUGAAAUAAAAAAGUUGAUGCUGGUGUUAUCUAUGAAAGGUUGGAGACAUAUCUGUUGCUGCUUAUGCUUAUUUUGUUGGAUGGCAUAUAUAUUAUUGUAAUUUUCUCUAGCUUAAAAAUAAAAACAUAUUUUGUGCAAAAAAGCCAACAAGUAUUUGUCAAGUUUCUUCUUAGAUGUACUGUCUUUAGGCAGUUUGGAAGUGAUCCAUCCUGGAGAAAGCAGCUCUCAAACUACGCUUUGAUGGUUUUUACUCUGUAACUGUGAUCUCCAUGUGUCUUAUUUUGCAGGUUUCUCCUUCGUUGUUUCAUUGAAGAUGAGGAGGCCACAGUUGUUGCCCCUAUGUGCCCUCCUGGGUGUCCUGUUUGUGGGAUUCCUCCCAAACCUGAAUGCUCAAGGAAGUAA
Molecule: messenger RNA, 8316 nt
Organism: Xyrichtys novacula (pearly razorfish)
Lineage: Eukaryota; Metazoa; Chordata; Actinopteri; Labriformes; Labridae
Source: the annotation of a GenBank genome assembly